Trichomonas vaginalis G3 is the source of this 644-nucleotide messenger RNA. Its product is annotated as protein of unknown function, DUF4106 family. The record is from RefSeq and is a predicted model, not a curated record. NCBI's taxonomy places the organism in Eukaryota, Parabasalia, Trichomonadida, Trichomonadidae. The transcript has a single exon. The annotation marks the transcript as partial.
AUGCCACGUAAGCUACGUAAGAAUAUACGUAAGAGGAAGAGAGCAUUGAAACAUCCAAUAGUAAGACUGACACCACAACAACAGUUGCAACAACAAAUGCUGAAUGACCCCACUAUGUUGCAACAAAUGUCAAGCAAUCCUAUGCUUUUAAACCGAGUUGUUGGUGCACAGAGUGGAGGUUUAAGAGCGGCACUUUUAGCGAAAAUGGCAGGCUAUGGUGGAGCUGCAGACGGAACAGCUUAUAACCCUCAAAGUCAAAUGAAUUUGAGUUCACUCAAAAAUCAAAUAACAGAUGUCAAAAAGUCAAACAUAGACAUACAGAAACAAAUAAGUGAAAACGAAAAGAAACUAGAAUAUGACAGACACACAAAGAAACUCAAUGAGUUAAACGUAGAGAAAAAGAAGAAAGAAGAACAACUGAAAGAACUAAGUACAGAGGAAUAUGCGAAAAAAGUGUCAGAAAAAGCAGCAGAAGUAGCAAAAAUGGAACAAGAUGUCAUAAAUUUGAAAAACCAUACUACUCAAUAUAAAAUACUGAAAGAUGAAGAGAUAAAACAAAAAGCCCUGAAGACAUAUAUGGAUAGCGAUGAGUAUAAAAAAGAAGUUGAAGCAAAUGUAAAGGCAGAAAAACUUUUACAGUUGCA